Molecule: messenger RNA, 4881 nt
Organism: Scatophagus argus
Lineage: Eukaryota; Metazoa; Chordata; Actinopteri; Scatophagidae
Gene: syn2b
Product: synapsin IIb
Exons: 13
Coding region: 508-2934 (808 amino acids)
Biological process (GO): neurotransmitter secretion
Cellular component (GO): synaptic vesicle; synaptic vesicle membrane
Molecular function (GO): ATP binding
Source: RefSeq, a predicted model, not a curated record
GCGGAGAGAGCAGCAUCUCAUUCGGCUUGCAGCAGCUCAGGAGGCAGGAAGGCAGAGUAGAAGGGGGAAAGCACCAGUACCUCAUCGAAGGGGGCGACACCACACCUCUCUCUCUCUCUAUCUCGUUCUCUCAGACAUACACUCUCACACGUCACACAUGCAUUUGUGAGGAGGCGUGAGGCUCAGGAGGAGGACCAUCACAUACAUGCACGCUGUUUUGCUUAGGCUUGUCUGUGCUUUGGAGAGCUGUCUCUUGAAGACUGGACCAGAGCUGUAUCCAUCGCUUCAUCCAUCCUGUCCUUCAUUUCUGCUUUCCAUUCCUCCAACACAGGAGCAGCUCUCCAUCAACUAUCACCACGAUCAUUGGGACUGAUCUGCUCUCUGUCAUUCACCUAACCUCUGAUCUCUCUGUACCCAUCUCUGCCCAUCUUUGCUUUUGCUCUAUUAACAGCCAAGAAAUCAAGAGAUUUAGAGAGCGACUGAGAAACCGACCUUUUGACCGCAAACAUGAACUUCCUCCGACGUCGUCUCUCGGACAGCAGCUUCAUGUCCAACCUGCCCAACGGCUACAUGACAGACCUCCAGAGGCCUGACCCACCUGCUCCUCCUCCCCCGACUGCUUCAUCCCCUUCCCAGCAGGGUGCAGCCACGGCACCUGGCCCUGCCCAGUCUCCAACCAAAGCUCCAGCACCGUCCCAGGCACCAGCCAGCUCCCCCGCAGCUCAGGAGCGGCGUCCGAACCAGCUGGCUCAGCAGCCUCAACAGGCCCAAUCCACCUCCUCCUCCGGAGGCUCUUCUGGCUUCUUCAGCUCCUUCAGCUCCAUCACCAACGCAGUCAAGCAGACAGCUGCAUCCGCCGCCGGGUUUGUGGAGCAGUCAGCUCCAUCUCCUUCGCUCUCCAAGAAGUUCAAGAUCCUGUUGGUCAUCGAUGAGCCCCAGCAUGAGUGGGCCAAAGUGUUUCGAGGAAAGAAGGUUCUUGGAGACUACGACAUCAAAGUGGAGCAGGCUGAGUUCUCAGAGGUCAACCUCGUCUCACAUUCGAAUGGCACCUGUAAUGUAGACAUGCAAGUCAUCAGGGGCGGCACCAAAGUGGUCAGAUCUUUCAGACCUGACUUUGUCUUGGUGCGCCAACAUGCCUUCAGCAUGGCCCAGAACGAGGAUUUUAGGAACCUGAUCAUCGGCCUGCAGUAUGCAGGCAUCCCCUCUGUCAACUCCCUGGACUCCAUCUACAACCUCUGCGACAAACCUUGGACUUUUUCCCAGCUGAUCAAUUAUCAGAAGAGGCUGGGUUCAGAUAAGUUCCCUCUCAUUGAUCAGACUUUCUACCCCAACUACAGAGACAUGAUUACAACACCCAGUUUCCCUGUAGUGGUGAAGAUUGGACAUGCACACUCUGGAAUGGGAAAGGUCAAAGUGGACAAUAUGAGUGACUUCCAGGACAUUGCAAGUGUGGUGGCCAUCACUCAGACCUACUGCACCACAGAGCCAUUCAUAGACGCCAAGUAUGACAUCAGAGUCCAGAAAAUUGGUGCAGACUACAAAGCGUACAUGCGAACAUCCAUCUCUGGUAAUUGGAAGAGCAAUACUGGAUCUGCCAUGUUGGAACAAGUAGCCAUGACUGACAAGUAUAAGCUGUGGGUUGAUACCUGUGCAGAGAUUUUCGGAGGGUUGGAUAUCUGUGCGGUCAAAGCCAUCUGCGGCAAGGAUGGUAAUGACUACAUUACUGAGGUCGUAGGUUCAUCUAUGCAGUUGAUUGGUGAUCACCAGGCAGAGGAUCGCCAGCUCAUCUCAGAGGUGGUGCUGGCUAAAAUGAACCAAGCACUGGUUGCCAGGUCUUCUAGCGCUUCCCGCUCACCUACACGCUCCCCUCAAGGCCAGAAGCCAACUACUGUGCAGCCCCAACAGAGUGCUGCCGUUAAGGAAGGAGUGGCAGAUCCAAACAGGACCCCAGGACAGCGUCCUCAGCCUCAAGGUGCACCAGUGAAAUCUCAGAGUGUUGAGCCAUCAUCAGAGUCAACUAAGAGAGCUUCUGAACCAGUGCCAAAGCCCAGCCAGUCCCAGAAAAAUGUUCCAGGUCCAGCUCAGAAGCCAAGUGCAGUCCAGAGGGCCGCCUCAGUCACAAAGCCUCCAGUGCCGAGGCCUCCUCCAAUGACAAGAGCCCCAUCUGUCACAAAGUCAGCCCAAGGUUCUGCUUCCAGCCCAGCUUCAGCCAAAGCAUCACCAUCAUCCCCAGCUAAAGUAGCAGGGGCUGCAGCAGCUCCAGGUUCUCCCCCCACCAAGGCAGCAGCAGCAGCAGCAGCAGCAGCCAGCCCAGCUUCAGCUCCAGCCCCGGCUCAAGUCCCAGCCUCUCUGCCAGCUUCAGUUCCUACCACAGAGCAGCCCAAGCCCCAGCCUCAGGGCUCUCCAUCCGCAGCUCCUGGGAAACCAAAGGAGCUGCCCCCCAAGCCCACACCACCUGCAAAACCCAUCCCUCCUGUACGCAGGAAUUCAAAGCCACAGCUCCAGCCAAAGCCUCAAACCGCACCUAAACCCCAGCCUGCCACCCAAGCCCCAGCAUCCACUGAGGCCUCUGAUACUGCCCUAGCACAGGUUCAGUCCCCAGCCAAAGCCAGUCAGUCCCCGCCUAAAGUCCAGUCUCCAGCUAAGGCUCAGCUCCAGGCCAAACCAGCCUCUCCUUCCCCAAAUCCUGAGCCUGUCCCAGCUGAAGCACCCCCCGCUGAGGCCCAGGCCCCUGUGGAAGAACAGCCAGCAUCCCAGCAAAAGACCCAUCCUCUGCUGAAUAAGUCCCAGUCCCUGACCAAUGCCUUCAACGCUUUCAGCGACUCCUCUUUCUUCCGCGGGGUCUCAAGCUCCGGAGGUGACGGCCAAGAUGAGGCGAAGGCUGAGACCAUUCGCAACCUCCGAAAGUCCUUUGCCAGCCUUUUUUCUGACUAGACACAGCUGAGCUGUAGUGAACCCCCUAUUGAUUCCACCCCCGCCCCCUCGCCCCUCAAUUUUACUGUUGGCCAGUGAUGACUUGAUUGACAUUAAAUGUGAACCAAUCUGAGAUUAAAUUUUGUGUGUUAACUGUAGUGUAUUCCCUGUCCCAGUCCUUCCUGCCCUUCCUUUUCAGCUUCUCUGUGUGAGUAACAGUGAGGUCUGCUGGGUAGGAUAUUCAGUGAAUGAUGGUGUACCAGAAUAAUUGGACUGAAGGAGUUACGUCAUUGAGAAGAGAAUAAAAUAAUAAAAUGUUUAUUUUUUUCCCAGAGCACCAUUUAAGAAUCACAUUAUGAGAUAGUAUAAUAUUCAAGACUAUAGAUGUAAUAUACAUUCAGUAUAUUUAUAUAUAAAUAUAUAUACAUAUUUAUACAGUAUAUAAAUAUAAGUAUAUAUCUAUAAGGGAGAUAAGCCAAUAAUACUAAAAAACAGCUGUUUUCAGUUGGCUUUUGUCAGUGACAUAACUCUUUCAUUCAGUGGCUGGAUUCAUAUACAUUUAAAAAAAUGAUAUUUGACAUUUGAUUGUUUCCCCUUCAGUGAAUCAAUUUUGGUCUGUAAAAGAAAGUAUGUGAGAAAAAAAAAAAGAUUUAAUCAUUCGUUCUUGUGUAAAUCCAGCUGUCGUGUCCCUAAUCGUUGGCUACUGACUACUGGGCUCAUUAUUGCUGCCCCUUUUUUGUCUACAAGCCUUGAAGUUCAUUGUCGUGUGAGGGAGUUGGAAAUAUGUGUACUGGUAUUUUCAUAUGUGUUAAGUUGUUAUGCAUGGCUCCUCCAAGUGGCUCAGUGUGACUUUUGGAGCAUAAGGGCGCUCCAUCAGUGUUGAAUUUUCCCUCUGUUCGCCUCUCUCUCUCCUCUCUCUCCCCCCCCCCCCUCUCUCUCUCUCUCUUUAGAUGUUGUAGCCUUAUUGUGAACAUGUUUUCAAUUCACAGCAACAUUUGUUAGCUGUGCAGGCAUGCGUCAAUUACAAUUUGAAAUUCAUUCAUUUACUUCAAGUGUUUGAAGAUGUAAACCAUUGCGGGGUAAGACUGAUUGUAGCUGUUGUAGUUUUGGGAGCACUGGGAUUGGGCCUGCGGCACCUGUCUGAAUAACUCAGUCCUUAAAAGGUAACUCAGUGGAUUUCAAAAAGUGAAAAAACUCAUGUCUGUAGCUGUGACUGGUGAUCUCUUGUUUCACCUCUGUGUAGAUCUAUCAACAGUAUUGUAAUUUGUUGAUUAUUCUCAUGAAAAGACAUUGAGACAGUAGUGCAAUAACACCUCGACAUGACUGUUGAGCGCUGUCACCCUAUUAUAAAUAUAAAUAUGAUCAUACGUACAGGACCUGUGUAUCUACUAAAUACCUUCUUACAUUCCCUUUAAGGUUCAUUUCUGUGACAACCUUCCAGGUUGUUUUUAUUCUGUAGUCAGAAGCUGGGUUGAUAUGACAAAUUAAAGUGCUGGUUUUUCUGAUUCAUCGUGCUGGACUCAGUUUAAUGCAAUGUGGAAUGAACCCAGUUUUUUGACUCGUCAUUUUCAGUUAAGUUUCUGCAUUUCAAGUUCAUAUAAGUAAGAAAAUAAAAUAAAAAAUAAAAAUAACCCCUUAAGAACUGCAUAUCAACCUGUCUGCCUAUCCAUUCCCAGUACUAUGUUGCAAGUAAAAUAUGACAUAUUGCAUUUGUAUGUUUGUACGUGUCAUCUCAGGAGUUUAUUUUUUGUAAUAUAUUGAUCAAUUUAUUUAUUUUUUGAGGCUCCAUAUUUAUGGUACAGUAAUAUUGUUUGUUUUGUAUUGUGUUUUUAUUUGUAACGCAAUACUGCUUUGCAUGAUCUGGUGAUUGAUAAUGUUUUUUUGUUUGGUUGUUUUUUUCUGUACAGACAAAAGUUAAUAAAGAUGUGAUUCCAUCAUUUCACUGAUUCACUGUAAGUACGUUUCGCA